CUGUCCAUUCCAAACUUGGAUAUGAUCCCCCACAGCUGUUGUCAAGUGUCCAUUUUGAGUGAUGUUUCUCUCGGUUGACUUUUCUUCCCCCCACGCAGAGGAGAGCAGGGUCAUCUGGCAGCUCUGGGCCACUGUGUGGGUGGAGUGGGCUAAUUGGGGUGGGGGAUGGCAGAGAGAGCCGGGUCGAAGAAACACUCCUCCCUGCUGGCUACAGCGGCUGGCUGGGCCCAAGCCCUUUGCCGGGGCCUGGUGUAUUUUUGGAGCAACCAGUACGCCUGGCUGCUUGGGGUGCCUUGCCUCCGUCGGGCUUAUCACCUCUGGCUGGCGGCUGUGGUCAUUUUUGGGCCGCUCCUUCAGUUCUAUGCGAACCCGCGGGCCAUCUUUGCCAAUCAUCACAACUUCUUCAACAUAAAAUUUGUCAGGUCGGCCUGGGGCUGGACUUGCAUUUUCUUGGGUGGCUUCAUCCUUCCUGUGGUGUACCUAGCGACCCGUCGGGUCCUGCUAACCUUGCGUCAUCUUACCCGCUUAGCGGUGGGAGCCGGGCUCUGGCUAGGUGCCACGGAGACCUUCCUCCUCAUAGAGAACCUCACUGGCUACUGUUUCGACCCCGUGCCGCUGGGCAUCCUGGUGAACAAUCUUCCAGACAAGCGGACAUGCCGCCGUGCGGGCCACCAGUGGCACGGUUUUGAUGUCUCUGGCCAUACUUUCCUCCUCACCUUCUGUUGUCUUCUCAUGGUAGAGGAGACCUCUGUCUUCCGCCGCUAUCUGGCCCAGGGCCACCCAGCCGGCGUCCCCUUGCGCCUCAUCUUUCUCCUCAAUGUCCUGCUCCUUGCAUUGUGGAACUUCCUCUUGGCCUGCACCGUUGUGUAUCUCUACGAAUAUAGCCACAAGGUUGUGGGAGCGGCCAUGGGUACCCUCUGCUGGUUUCUCACCUACCGGGGCUGGUACCGUUACCGCUGGUCCCCGGGUCGCCCUGGAGCGGGCCUUUUCCUCAAAGGAAGCCCUGGUGAGGCAAAGAAACGGAACUGAGGGCACUCUCAAGAAGUCCACCUACCUGGCCAAGAGGGCAUAAAAGGAAUUCCUUAUCCCUUCCCUGCCCCCGAGAGACAAAUAAAGACAAGACCCGUUCAGCUGCUGUAUCCUCCAAA
Rhineura floridana is the source of this 1148-nucleotide messenger RNA. It is a transcript of the gene FITM1, whose product is annotated as fat storage inducing transmembrane protein 1. Lineage: Eukaryota; Metazoa; Chordata; Lepidosauria; Squamata; Rhineuridae. Gene Ontology annotation, biological process: lipid droplet organization; lipid storage; phospholipid biosynthetic process. The transcript is spliced from 2 exons. The record is from RefSeq and is a predicted model, not a curated record. The coding region runs from base 166 to 1029 and encodes 287 amino acids. Gene Ontology annotation, cellular component: endoplasmic reticulum membrane.